AUCAGCAUAACAAACAGCAGCCUGCACUGUGACGUCUGAAGAGCAAGUGUUUCCGACGGUGCUUGAACGCAGCGCGCAGACAGAUGUCGUCGCCAGUCCGCAGCAGGAGGAGCAGGAGGCGCAGGAGGAGAAAUCUCAGCCCCUGGAUGUAACUGACGGCUGCUACCGACCUGGAAGUUUCCUCCGAACCGACAUGUGCUCCUCCGAACACCGGAGGCCGCCUGCUCUCAACUCCCUGUCACUCUGAGAAAGUUUCACACCUCCCUCCGACUCCUGGAGGAGAAGCGGCUCGUGCUCUCUCCGUGUUCCGGACUAAACUCCAUCCAUGCUCGGCUCGGCUCGGACCGGAUCCAGCGGGAUGUGAGGGUUUUCUUGUUUUUGUUCAGCGAGGAGAAGAAGCAAGCGAACCCCUCAGAGGAGUUAGUUUAAGUCACCCGGAGGUGCGCUCGGGCCGAAGUUAUGAAAAUGACCGGAGCCACGGAAACUUCUUUCAAACUGGCUUUGAAGAAACCGCCCUCGCUGCGGAGCACAGAGGACCUUCACACCAUCUACUUACACCUCUACCAUAUGGACGUCCUCUCUAACCUCAGGGAACACCAGCUAAGGUCGAUGUGCACCUCAGGGAGAUACGAGAGACAUGAUGCUAACCACGUCCUGUUCUACCCAGACAGCAUCGCUACCUGUUGGUACAUCCUGCUCUCUGGAUCAGUGUUCGUCAAGGAGCACAUGUACCUGGCAAGGUGCUGUUUUGGCAAGCAGCUGGGCGGCAGACGAGGCUGUGAAUGCAUCACUUUGGAGCCGUCAGAAAUGAUUGUGGUGGAUAACGGCAGUGAGGGGGACGACAGUUUACUGCAGAGAGAGGGGUCCCAGCGGAGGUCCAGACGCCGCUUCAGGAGGGUCAACCCCCGGGGAGAGAGGGAACUCAUCACUGACGGCCAAGAGCCGGCCAGCUACAACACGCUUCCUGCUGACCUCAAUAAGAUGCACCUGACAGACCACGCCCACCAGCAGGUGAUGCACAUGCCUCCCAGCCAAUCAGGAUGCAGCAUAGCCAGCGACUCGGGGAGCAGCAGUCUAUCAGAUAUUUAUCAGGCCACUGAGAGCGAGCUGGGAGAUGUGGACCUGUCUGGACUUCCAGAGGCUGCGGUGGACAGCGAGGAAGAGGAGGAGGAGGAUGAGGACCUGGAGAGAGCUUCCGACACUCUUUUGGGUCGAGAUCUCGUCCGGGAGUGUCUGGAAAAAGACCCGGCCGACCGCAACGAUGAUGACAUCGAGCAACUGCUGGAGUUCAUGCACCAGCUACCCGCCUUCGCAAACAUGACCAUGUCUGUGCGGAGGGACUUGUGCAGCGUCAUGGUGUUUGAGGUAGUGGAGCAGGCUGGCACGGUCAUACUGCACAACAAACAAGAGCUGGACCUCUGGUAUGUUAUCCUGAAUGGGGCGGUUGAGAUCAGCCACCCAGAAGCAAGAGUGGAGACUCUUUGUAUGGGCAACAGUUUCGGGAUCUCACCCUCCUUGGACAAACAGUACAUGAACGGAGAAGUUCGCACCAAGGGGGACGACUGUCAGUUUGUGUGCAUCGCCCAGGAGGACUACUGGCGCAUCCUCAACCAUGUGGAGAAGAACAUGCACAAGGUGGAGGAGGAGGGGGAGAUCGUGAUGGUGAAGGAGCACCGUGAACUGGACCGCAGCGGGACCAGGAAGGGACACAUCGUCAUCAAGGGAACCCCGGAGCGUCUGAUCAUGCACCUGGUGGAGGAGCCGUCGGUGGUCGACCCCACGUACAUCGAAGACUUCCUGCUGACCUACAGGACCUUUCUGUCAAAUCCCAUGGAGGUCGGCAGGAAACUGCUGGAGUGGUUCAAUGUGGACAGUCUCCGGGACACGGUCACGAGAAUAGUGCUGCUGUGGGUCAACAACCACUUCAAUGACUUUGAGGGGGACCCGGCAAUGACACGCUUUCUGGAGGAGUUUGAGAAAAAUCUAGAAGUAUCGAAAAUGAAGGGCCAUUUGCGGCUCCUGAACAUAGCGUGCGCUGCCAAGGCUAAGUGGCGUCAGAUCACUCUGCAGAAGGCGUCCAGGGAGUCGCCGCUCUACUUCAGCGUGCAGGGCGGCAGCGAGCGAGGAUUCGGCAUCUUUGUGGAGUCGGUGGAGGAAGGGAGCAAGGCUGCAGAGGCUGGACUCAAGCGGGGAGAUCAGAUCAUGGAGAUCAAUGGUCAGAACUUCGAGAACAUCUCCUUCUCCAAAGCUGUUGACAUCCUGAGAAACAACACUCACCUCUCUCUCACGGCUAAGACCAACAUAUUUGUCUUCAAAGAGCUCCUCAGUAGAAUCGUGCAUGAGAAGAAGAAUGGCGUCCCUCAUAUUCCCAAGAUCCAGGAGAAAAAAGGGAACCGAUUCUCCAUCCCCGACCUUCCAGGGGACAUGGAGUUCUCUACGGACCACAAGAGCACCAGGAAAAUGAAGGCCAACACCGUAUCAGGAGGACGCAACAAGAUCCGGAAGAUGCUGGAGAAGACGCGCUUCACCAUCCUGCCACCCAAACCUUUCAGUGAUGGCGGCAUGGGUCAGUCCCAAGAUGACAGCAUUGUGGGAACCAAGCAGUGUCGCCACAGCGUGGCCAUCAUGCCCAUCCCCGGCAACCUGUCGUCCAGCAGCCCCGACCUGCUGCAGCCGGCCCCCAGCGUCCUCGACUUCUCCAACCCUGCAGCCCUUGGACUAUACUACAUCCCGGACCAGGUGAUUCGGGUGUUCAAGGCCGACCAGCAGAGCUGCUACAUCAUUAUCAGUAAGGACACGACUGCCAAGGAUGUGGUCACCCACACCGUCAAUGAGUUUGGCUUCCUCGCAGCCCCGGAGACCUACUCCCUGUGUGAGGUAUCGGUUAGCCCUGAGGGAGUCAUCAAGCAGCGGCGCCUGCCCGACCAGCUCUCCAAACUGGCUGAUAGGAUUCAACUCAACGGCAGGUACUACCUGAAGAACAACAUGGAGACGGAGACGCUGUGUUCGGACGAGGACGCCCAGGACCUCCUCAGGGAGAGUCAGAUCACUCUGCUGCAGCUCAGCACCAUGGAGGUCGCUGCUCAGCUCUCCAUGAGAGAUUUUGAGCUCUUCAGGAACAUCGAGUCUACCGAGUACGUGGACGACUUAUUUAAACUGGAAUCGUCAGUGGGCAGUAGAAAUCUGAAACAGUUCGAGGAGGUGAUCAACCAGGAGACCUUCUGGGUCGCCACGGAGAUCCUGAAGGAGCCCAACUCCAUGAAGAGGAUGAAGACCAUCAAGCACUACAUCAAGAUCGCCCUGCACUGCAGAGAGUGCAAGAACUUUAACUCCAUGUUUGCUAUCAUAAGCGGUCUGAACUUGGCUCCGGUGGCUCGGCUGCGGAGCUCGUGGGAGAAGUUGCCCAGCAAGUACGAGAAGCUGUUCAGCGACCUGCAGGACGUCUUCGACCCGUCCAGGAACAUGGCCAAGUACCGCAACACGCUGAGCAGCCAGAGCAUGCAGCCUCCCAUCAUCCCUCUGUUCCCGGUGGUCAAGAAGGACCUCACCUUUUUACAUGAAGGCAACGACUCCAGUGUCGACGGUCUCGUGAACUUCGAGAAGUUGAGGAUGAUCGCCAAGGAGAUCAGACAUGUGGUGCGGAUGACUUCUGCCAACAUGGAUCCCGCUCUCAUGUUCAGACAGAGGAAGAAGAGGUGGAAGAGUUUAGGGUCUCUGAGUCAGGGCAGCACCAACUCCAACAUGCUGGACGUGCAGGGCGGCGCCCACAAGAAGCGAGUGCGUCGCAGCUCGCUCCUCAAUGCCAAGAAGCUGUACGAGGACGCCCAGAUGGCCAGAAAGGUGAAGCAGUACCUGUCCAACAUGACGGUGGAGGCGGACGAGGAGAAACAUCAAAUCAUGUCCUUGCAGUGUGAGCCGAGCUACAGCACCUUGUCCAAGAACUUGAGUGAGAGACGUUCCACCAAGUCGGACAUGUCUCCGGUGUCUCUGCGGUCGGCUUUGCCCUCUGGGAAAACACAGAACCGGGUUUCACAAGUCCUUCAGGUCCAGGUCCCACUGAAUCCUCUACGAAAGAAGAGCACUGCCAAGGAUAUCGGCACAGCUAACUCCAAUUCUCCCAAAGUGGUGAAGAAACCUCCGGUGGGCUCUUCAGAGGAGUGGAGCACCAAGAGACCAUCUGACGACACCGUCUCCACCAUCUCCUCCCUUCACUCCAGCCCCACAGUGUCGCCGCAGGGCUCUCCACGCAAAGUAGGAGGCGUGGCCAAGUCCAUCAACUCCAGCCAGAUGAACCUGUCGGGAUCUUCGUCGUCACUGACCAGCGACGCCAGCACAAAGGCCGGCACUGUCAGCCUGCGCAGCUACGGCAUAGGUUACGCCCUGCUACCACAUGGUAAAGCAGACAACCUGUCGGACUCCAGCCACAGCGAGAUCUCCUCCCGCUCCAGCAUCUGCUCCGUGGACUCGGUGCCGGCUCCCGGGCUCGAGGACCGGUGUAACAGCAGUAACAGAACCUAUAGCGCCCCGGCUGCUGUCACUGCAGCAGCGACCGCUACGGCUGCUGCAGUCGCCGAGAGCACAGCAGCGACACAUGCACACUCUAUUGCUGAUUACAACCAGCCCAGCACAAGUUCGUCAUCGGCAGCGAGGGGAUAUGUGACGCGAGCCUCUACCUUCGCCUCGUCCAUCUCAACGGAGGAGCUGACCCCAGACCACACCUCUCUGGACUCGGUGGCCGACAGCGGCCGUGGCAGCUGGACGUCCUGCUCCUCCAACUCCCACGAAUCCUUCCAGAGCCUCCCCGUCUCCUCCUGCCGGCCCUGGGACCACGGCAUCCACGGGCUCUCCCUGCCGCACACGCACCUGGGCGGCUUCAAGACCACGCAGCUGACCGGGCCGAUACCGGAGGUCGAGGGCGCCGGUCACGCGCGGGCGACCGAGGGCGCUGCCAAGCAGCACGCCAGAGACUCCAGCUCGGAGCUGUCCAAUCAGUCGCGGCAGAGCUGGGCGUCGUCCAGCUCGCUGUCGGACACCUACGAGGGGAAUUACGGGACGAUAAAGCGGCGAAACACCUCAGAGCGCCCCUCCUCACCAAGCAACGAGGAAGGAGGUCAAAGCACAGACCCUGCCUACAAAACGGUGACAUCCAGCACAGACAAGGGCCUGAUAGUGUAUUGUAUCACCUCCCCCGCCAAGGAUGAGCGUUACCGUGCUCCCCCUCCCACCCCUCCAGGCUACCAGGGUCUGGCUCUGGGGGAUCUCUGCCUCACAGACGGUGUAGUGGGUGGGCCCGGAGGUCUGGUCCCGAGGCCUCCUCACCUCAAACCUCCCGACUACAGCGUGGCGCUGCAGAGGAGCAAACUGCUGCAGAGCCCCGGAGCAGCAGGAAGUUUGGCUGAAGCACGGAGGCUGGCCGGUAACCAUCAGAGCUACUCCAGACCGCCCAGCAUCUGCCUCCCACCGCAGGAGCUGGCCGACAGUGAGGAUGAUGAACAAGUGUCCGCGGUGUAAAGCUGGUGACGUCACGUAUUCCCUCUCGUGGACCAGGUCACGUGGAUCAGGCUUUGGACUAAGUUAGCAGCCUGCGGUCACUUCCUGUCAGAGCACAUUCUCCACGCCCCUCCCCUUACAGAUCUUUGUGUGAUGCCACCAUGGACCAUAAUGCACCUCUGAACCUCACCUGUGGGUUCAUGUUACCGCUCUCUCCAACCCCCCAGGACUCAUCGUGUUUUUAAAAAAACGUUCAACAAAUCAAAGACGAAAAGCAAGAUUUCGGCCUCCUUGGAAACAGACCACCACGUACCUCCAUUCUGUGCUCCCACCUCUCUUGUCUCUUAGCCUGUCACAGUUUUGACAUGUUGUACAGCGAUUUUUUUCUCUGUAUAAAGUUUUUUCUUCUUCUUUUCAUUUGCAUCUUUGAGCUUUCCAGAGUUUUUAUAUGAGAACAGCGAGGAGGAGCAGACAAAGGGAUUGAACGUUUUAACGACACAACGCUCGUCUGACUUUUUUUGAUUUCGAUUUUCUCUUUAUUAUUGUCGGCUCUGAGGAAGAUGAAUGGAAAUGAAUACGAGACAAGACAAUGACUGAUAUUGAGAUUCAUGGCCUGCCUGGCACCGAUGAUGUAAAUGUACAUGAAUAACAUCAGCUCCAAUGCACAAAUACACCAACUUUAUUUUCCCAAAACCAACACGUGAGGUCAGGAAAGACCUCAGGUGCCAUAAAGACCCCCCCCCCCCCCUCCUCACAUUCUCCACUCCACUUUUUGGAGAAAGGAAACACAACUAACAGAGAGCACGUCUGUUUGUGUUUAGCACUUAUUGUACUUUGUUGAGCUUUUAUAGCAAAAAAUAAGAACCAAGACAAGCAGCAUCUCUCAGGCCGUGCUCUCCGCUCACCUCUCUUAUUGCCUGUCGGUCUGAUGCGAGGUACUUUAGCCGCAUGCCGCCUCCUGGAUGUUCUAUAAAAAAUAAAACUAUCGUAACUCCUCUUUUUUUUAAUGAGCUGAAGAACAAACGCCUCGCUGCUUCCCGUAGAGUAAAACACGUGCCGUUAUUUUUAUUGCCGGAGCUAUGACAGAAACCAUAAAGUCGCACUGAGUGGCCACACAACGUGCAUGCGUACACACUCUCACACACACACACUCACUGAACAUGUAGUUGGUGUGCGUCAAAACAGAAAGAGGACGGUGUUUACACAGAUUGCUUACACAUUUUGUUUACAGUGUCUAUUAUUGGACUUGUCGUCUAUUGAAUUACUGGCUGAAAUGUUAGUUCUACAGGUUAAUUUUGAAAGUGUACAUUUGUUUAUAAUGCAGCAGGAAUAUGCAUAAGCAGCGUAAACGUGGACCACGUGCUCACAGUGAACCUCUCUUAUCUCUUCUGGUUGUUUUUUGUUGUUUUUUUUUUGCUUCAGGAUGUAUAAUUUUUCUCCUCAUGAUGUAUUUUAAUGCUCCGGCUCGCUCAUUCCCUGUUGAUAGUAGAAUAUUUAAAGGAUGUGCUUGAGAAUUGCUUGUGCUUGAACCUAGUUUACUUGUGUUGACAUUCAGAGCAACGUUUGGGGAAAAAUGUAUUUUUCUGUGUUGAUCAGCGCUGCAGCAGGGGGUGUAACUGGAAAAGGUUCUUUUCCUCGCUUCUUAUCUUUUUGUUUUGCCACACAAAGACUUGAAAUGAUUAUUGCUAAUAUAUUUAAGGCAAAUAUAUAUAUAUGAAUUUAUACAUAUAUAUUUUUGUUGGUUCUCUGCCAUAAAUUAAUGUCAAGUUAUCAUGUAUAGAUGAGAGUCCUCUAUAAAUGCUAUUUUUAAACAUUUUGUUAUGAAAAAUGAUCCGUGGCUGUGAUCGCCCUCCUCCUGUCUGUGGGCCGGAGUCUGAAAAGGAACUUUUACUUUACUCUUCUUGCUCCUCUUUUUUUUUUGUCCCCUCACUCUCUGUUGUUGGUGCCAUUUCUGAAAUGUCUAAAAGUGAAAUUGCUGGGGGGGGGGGGGG
This is a messenger RNA of Platichthys flesus (European flounder), 7481 nucleotides long. It is a transcript of the gene rapgef6, whose product is annotated as Rap guanine nucleotide exchange factor (GEF) 6. Bases 460 to 5511 code for a protein of 1683 amino acids. Gene Ontology annotation, molecular function: protein binding; guanyl-nucleotide exchange factor activity. Gene Ontology annotation, biological process: Ras protein signal transduction; positive regulation of ERK1 and ERK2 cascade; positive regulation of GTPase activity. Gene Ontology annotation, cellular component: endocytic vesicle; plasma membrane; apical plasma membrane. Lineage: Eukaryota; Metazoa; Chordata; Actinopteri; Pleuronectiformes; Pleuronectidae. The transcript has 32 exons. The record is from RefSeq and is a predicted model, not a curated record.